AUGGCCACUGUCGAGCAGAACCCCGUCCAGCAGCGGAUUCCGCACACCCGCUCCGCCCGGCUAGCGGAUCAAGCUGCGACUGCCGCCCUCUAUGUCACCCAUCCGGAGCGGAGCCUUGCUCUCCGUCAACCGCCAUCGGAAUCUGACCCAGCCGUUUCAAAAGCGGCUGGAUUUGGCGUUCGGCUUAGUGAUGCAUCGGCUGCUGCCGCGCUGAUGGCGCAUGCAAGGAAGCAGGGACCCGGACUCAGACAUACCGCAUCAGUAUCGCGCGCCACCGACCGGCGAAAAACAGAGUCGUCACCGCAAGGAGGAUAUCCCUAUCAGGCUGCGAUGUAUGCUCUCAAGGAUCAAAGUUUGCCGGCAACACAUGGUAACAGGAAAAGGGCCGAAUCUGCGCCAUCCGAAGCUGCGCGUGCGAGUGUGGGUGCUAGGGCGAGUAUAACGGCGACAGAGGGAGCGGGCGAUCCCUUUGACGAUUUAGACACAGCUAUGAGAGCCAGCAGGAUUCAAAAUGCCCACCUUGAUCGAAAGCUCUUCACCGCCACGCCACCUGUGGCCCCAGAAUUGGAAGAACUCCGGCGAAAGAGUAUAUUGGAAGCAGCCUCCAUGUCGAUGGCAAAGGAUAUGUAUGGAGUUAUGGAGGCGAAAGACGGAGGACUUCAAAGUGGCACUACUACUCGCUCUCAACGGGCUGCUUCGGUUCCCACUCGAGACUCUGCGGCUUUGCGACAGGCAAGCAUGUUAAUGCUCGGCCAGGCGAUGAACCUGCAUGGUGUCGCCGAGAAACGAGCUGCUGAGAAAUUGGCUGACCUUGAAGAUGAGGCAGCCGCUUAUCGAAGCUAUUAUGGGGUUGAACCGCAAGGUACACGCUCGAGUCUUGCUCUUCGCAGACGCAGGGUUUCAAACGAAACGGACCAAUUCGAUCAGGAAAGGUCCAGGGAGAUACGAAGUCAAAUGUCCACUCUGCGGUCCAAGCUUAAUGCAGUCGACGAGAAGAGGAAUGAGAAGAGACAAAACGACCGAGCUUCACUUCUGGAACUUGCAAGAAAAAACGUCGACGCAGCGAUCCAAGAUAUGGACAAGCGUUUAUAUAGUGGUGAGGCUGAACAAUCGGUCGCCUUGCAGAAAUAUCUGGACGAAAAGGCAGCAGAGCGGGCGCAGAAGGGUAUUCGGGACAUUGGCACGCAGUACAUGCUCGCAAAUAAAGUCAAUAUCGGCGGUCGUAGGUACGUGGAUAUGUCCGAAAUAGAAGACGUGGCUCGCUCCCGACUUAAGCCUACUCUUGAUGAGAUUGAAGACAUUGCGGAAACUCAGAGAGCUCGGGAGUUAGAGGCGCGUCUUGAUGAGGAGCAGAGGCAGCGUCUUGCGGCCAUCGAGCGAGAGCGCGAAGCUGAUAUACGAGCGGAGGAAGAACAAUACCUGAGGCAAAAUGCAAGAUCCAAGGGAGAAAAGGCUUGGCCCUGGAAACGAAGAUCAAGACAUCUGCCUUCCGCUGAGUCUGGAGCAGAUCAGGUUUCUGACCAACCCACGAAAGAGGGAGCUAACGGUGCUGCUGUUGUCGCUGUGGAAGCUGCUCAUCCUACCGAACAACCCACGGAACCGCGAGCUAGCGGUGCUGCUAAUAUCCCUGAGGAAACUGCUCGUCCUACCGAGCAACCAGCGGCACAUGUGGCACAGCAAGACAGCAGUGCUGCUGAUGUCCCCGUGGAGGCUGCUCAGCCUCGACUCGAAAAGACAGCUUCGGAGGACAGCGUCUUGAGACGAGAAACGAAAUUCAAGAACUGGUUCAAAGAAAAACUUGGCCGUCGUUCCAGUGGACCGUCGAAAGAACCCAACGGAACACCCGAGCCUGCGCAGGGUACUGCUGCCAUCUCUGAGGGCGAGGGGACCGAGCAUACUAAUAUUCCUCAGGAGACGGAUAUUGGCAGAACAGAGACUGCGGAGGUACAUAGACAACCGGCGCAUGGACCUGUAAGCGAUCAAGAUCAGUCGCGCAGAGGGCCGUUGAGGUCGAACCCCGUCACGGCAGAGGACCUUAACCGUCGAGCUGGGAGCGUCUCUGACGAUAUGCGGAAGAAGCCUAGCGAGCCCACUGCAGAAGCAGACUCGAGGGGAGUUGCUGAAAGCAGCACACAACAGCAGGAGAAGGAAGACCCGGUCCACGAACUGCCUGCGCCAUCGGUUGAGAAAGUGAAGGAAGUAGACCGCGAAGACGCAGAGCCUCUGGCCCCACCCCCUUCUAUGGGGGACCUUGUCAAUAAACGCCGGGGCAGCGUUAAUAGUGCAAUUCGGGAGUCGCGCUUUUCCGAGGACCUUUAGUGGUUGUUUUUAUCUAUCUGUGCAAUAUAUCACCUUGUUGUUUAUAUUGUUUGGUGUUAUUUACUGGUUCAUUGUAUGUUCUGGGGGAGCCAUGUCCUUCUAGAAGAGGCCGAGUUAGGGCUUGGAUAUUGGUUAUCCGUUGUCAUAUUGUGUAUGUUAUUUCAGUGGUCCAUGCAUCUAGGAUGUCAACUG
Molecule: messenger RNA, 2511 nt
Organism: Aspergillus nidulans FGSC A4
Lineage: Eukaryota; Fungi; Ascomycota; Eurotiomycetes; Eurotiales; Aspergillaceae
Exons: 4
Coding region: 1-2319 (772 amino acids)
Source: RefSeq, a predicted model, not a curated record